UUUAGCAACAGAGUUUACCUUAGUCCAGAUAGAUUUUUUUUGGUCAUCAGACUUUCUCCUGUUCUAUAUAUUGACCUACCCAACUAUCAAACCACAGUCAUGAUAAGACUGUUUGGCUUGCUAGCUAGCUACAUGUGGUUGCUCUUCUCUCCCUCCACAUAUGUAUAACUAUUUGGUUAAGCUUAGGUAUAUAGUCAGGAGAAAUUUCUGAUUCACAAGCAACUAAAACAAGAUUAUGUCCGACACUUCAGCAGCUGCUUAUAUUCAUAAGGUUCAACACUUGAUAGAAGAGUGCAUUCUGUUUAAGAUGAGCAAGGAAGAAUGUAUGGAAGCCCUGUCGAAACAUGCGAAUAUCUUACCGGUUAUCACUUCCACAGUAUGUGUCGUCGUGCUAGUAUGGACGGAGCUGGAGAAAGAGAACAAGGAGUUCUUUGAAGACUACCACGCGAAAAGAGCGGAGGAAAAAGCUCAGAUGAGUAUCAGUGGAGUGGAUAUGUUGAGGGAAAAAAUAGAGAAGAUGGUUCUAGAUUCGAGCUCCAAAUAAUAUCUAUCUUCAUGCAAACUAACAAGUUUUCUCUAUGGAGAAGAAUAAAUUUACCGAGUCCUGGUACUCUGGUAGUAUUGAAUUAAAUAUGGCAGCACUGUCAUUGUAGUCCCAAGUAUUGAGAAGUGUGAUGCUUGCCUGAGCCUGACUGCUUUGCAGCUGCACUGCGCUUAUAACCGUGGGCAGCUGUUAGUUUUGCUUGCUAGUAUUAAUUUUGUUAGAUUUGAGCCAAAGUGUCAACUCUUUUUUAUUUUAAUAUGACCGCUUCUUCUUUAUGAAUUAACAAGUAGUCUUGUAACU
Molecule: messenger RNA, 844 nt
Organism: Daucus carota subsp. sativus
Lineage: Eukaryota; Viridiplantae; Streptophyta; Magnoliopsida; Apiales; Apiaceae
Exons: 3
Coding region: 236-544 (102 amino acids)
Source: RefSeq, a predicted model, not a curated record